Molecule: messenger RNA, 8913 nt
Organism: Epinephelus moara (kelp grouper)
Lineage: Eukaryota; Metazoa; Chordata; Actinopteri; Perciformes; Serranidae
Gene: celf6
Product: CUGBP Elav-like family member 6
Exons: 12
Coding region: 80-1222 (380 amino acids)
Biological process (GO): regulation of alternative mRNA splicing, via spliceosome; mRNA splice site recognition
Cellular component (GO): nucleus; cytoplasm; ribonucleoprotein complex
Molecular function (GO): mRNA binding
Source: RefSeq, a predicted model, not a curated record
UGCCUUUCUAACAUACUGUGCCAGAGAGUCAGCACUGAAGGCCCAGAGCGCCCUCCAUGAACAGAAGACUCUGCCAGGGAUGAACCGGCCCAUCCAGGUGAAGCCAGCCGACAGCGAAGGACGAGGAGACAGGAAGCUGUUUGUGGGAAUGCUCGGCAAGCAGCAGAGCGAGGAUGACGUCCGGCGGCUGUUCGAGACCUUCGGCCAGAUCGAGGAGUGCACCGUCCUGCGAGGGCCUGAUGGGGCCAGUAAGGGCUGCGCCUUUGUCAAGUUCUCCAGCCACGCAGAAGCGCAGGCCGCCAUAAACAGCUUGCAUGGUGGACAGACUAUGCCUGGUGCCUCGUCCAGUCUGGUGGUCAAAUUCGCAGACACUGAUAAGGAGAGGACCCUGCGCAGGAUGCACCAGAUGGCGGGCCAGCUCGGCAUCUUCAGUCCCAUGACCAUCCAGUUUGGGGCCUAUGGCGCCUACUCUCAUGCUGUAAGUCUCAGCCCGGCGGGGGAGGAGACGCAGAUGAUGCAACAGCAAGCAGCCCUGAUGGCAGCAACACAAGGGUCCUACCUGAACCCCAUGGCAGCCAUCGCUGCCGCGCAAAUGCAGCAAAUGGCAGCUUUCAAUGUCAACAGCCUGGUGGCUACUCCCAUGACACCGUCCUCAGGCACCAGCACACCCCCGGGCAUCUCUGCCACAGCCGUGCCCAGCAUAGCCACCCCUAUCGGGGUCAACGGAUUCAGUGCCCUCCCGCCUCAAAGCAACGGGCAGCCCACCUCUGAGCCCAUCUACACCAAUGGUAUUCACCCUUACCCAGCACAGAGUCCAACGGUGACCGACCCUCUCCAACAGGCUUAUGCUGGCGUCCAACACUACGCAGCAGCCUACCCUGCCGCCUAUGCGCCAAUCAGCCAAGCGUUCCCCCAGCAACCAACCAUCAUUCCCCAGCAACAGAGGGAAGGGCCAGAAGGUUGCAACCUGUUUAUUUAUCACCUGCCCCAGGAGUUCGGAGAUGCGGAGCUCAUGCAAAUGUUCCUGCCUUUUGGCAACGUCAUCUCCGCCAAAGUCUUUGUGGACCGGGCGACCAAUCAGAGCAAAUGUUUUGGCUUUGUGAGUUUUGAUAACCCGUCCAGUGCUCAAGCCGCUAUCCAGGCCAUGAACGGCUUUCAGAUAGGCAUGAAGAGGCUGAAGGUGCAGCUAAAGCGGCCAAAGGAUGCCAACCGACCUUACUGACUCGUCUGCUGUCCAUACCCAGGAUGAAGGGCCACAACACCUUAUUUCCACAAGUGCAGUAAAAGUACAAAGACUUCUUGCUCUGCUACAUAUCAUGAAGGAAGGGUGGUCCCUUGAUCCUGCUGGAAACCUGCUGAAAAGAUUGGGUGACUGAGAGCGGAAUCCCAGAGUUGUUUUCUUUUUUUGUUUGUUUGUUUGUUUUCCUUCUUCGCAAAUGCCUCUUUUUUCCCUGUUUUGCUUUGGCAUCUGUGGGAGAAAAUUUUUUGCAGAGACCAACUUUUUGCUGCUGUUUUUUAGACAUGAUGGGGGAAAAAAACCUUUAUAGACUCAUUAUGCUCAAAGCAUGCAUACUGACACAGGAUAUGGAUAAACACACAUAAACACAGAUAACAAACCAAACAUACACAUUUAAAGAUGCUACACUGAAAAAAAUCUAAAACGAAAAAAAAAAAAAAAAUCUACUUUGUACAUGUAUAAAUACGUGCAAAUGCCAACUCAAGUACUGACGCAAACACACGUGUGUGCACGCACACACACACACAUACACACAUACACACAAACACACACACCAGCCUGCUGCCAUUUUGGUUUUUGUGCCUACACAGGUGUUGUGCUCUGUGACAGGGCAAGCUCUGGAUCAAAGAAGAAAACGAGAAGAAGAUGAAGAAGAGGACGAAGAAGAAGAAGAGGCGAGAAGAGGAGAAUCCAGGAUAAUUUACAUGCAUCAUUCCUUAGGAAAUAGGGACCAAAGGACUAAACGCUUUUUAAAAGAAUAUAAAUAUAUAAAUAUAUAAAUAUAUAUUUAAAAACUCAUACCUUGUAGCUGCAAGUAUUACAAUUUACUCGUAGUCAAAAAAAUCAUUAAAUCAAUAUCCAGUGGCCUAUUGUAAGUACAAAUAAAAGAAAAUGGAAAUAAUGUAUAAAAAAAGACAUGGAAUCGUAGUAUAGGGGCUGAUCUUUUGCUCUGGAUGCUGAUUUAGCACCAGGUUGUAGAAUAGUAAAGUAGAUUAGAAAAAAAAAAGUAGAUUUGCUAACUUUUGCUGUUGUUUAAAAAAAUACUUGAAGUCGUAAAGAAAAGGGGGCAAAAGGGGGGAGACGAGGAAAACAUUCAUCUGCCCCUGUACGCAACGAUUCUGUUUUUUCUUGGAUGUUAAGGUAUCAGCCACUGGAUAUCUCGCUCAUCAUGAUGUAUAAGUCACCGCACUCUCUGACAGCUAUGAACAGACUGUUCUGGAAGAAAAAAAAAGAAUGACAAGAGAGAAAAAAAAAGACAGAACUUAAAAUGUCUGUGCUGGACAGGGUGCAGACGUUUAAGGCUUCUCACUGGCCUUUAUGUUCAAGCGACAAUCCACUGUAAAGACCAAGCAAAAUGGACAUGGGGUGUCUUUUGUUUGUUUGUUUUUUUCUUUCUUUCUUUUUUUUCUUGACCUUUUGUAUUGCAACAAGGAGUGUGAAUUAUGAAGCCACAAAUUGUUAAAGGGUGACGGUUCUACUAUAAGAGAGAUGGACAAAUGGAUGGUCAUGAGGGCAACAGCGAGGGAGGAGUGAGGUGACAGCUACUGAAACUGCCAGCAGAAUGAACUCAUACAAAUGAAAUGGCCCUUAUGGCGUUAUGGAAUUCUGUCAAAAAACAAAGUACGCCUGCUGUAAACAAACAGGACUUAUGUGAGUGACAUGCCAAGGAUAUGUGUGUCCACUGGAGCUGCUGCAAAACUCCAGAUUGAGAAAAAUUGCCUCUUGUCUCUUGGCAGGUACAAAGACACAUUUCUCUGAAGACAAACCUGAUUUACUGUAUUGAUGGCAAAGGAGUGCAGGCUUUUAGAGCUCAUUUAGCUCUGUCAAAUAUAAUGUAAAUUCCACUAUUAACAUGUUCCCUGACCUGCUUUCUUCAUAUAUUAUACAUAGAGCCUAUGGGGCGGGGGGGUACUGCUUAAACAGACUAUAUCUAAAUUAGAUCCAACAGUCAAUCUUAACCAUCACUCAGCUCGCUUGUAGCCUCUCUGACACCGACGCCAGGCAGGACAGAGUAAAGCACUCCAGUACCGUCAGGUCUUGAUUUAGAGCCCUGUAGCCUUUAUUUUGACUGUUUUAGAGCUCUGGAUGUGGGCUCUUCUCUAAAAGCAGAUCAAUAUGUUUGGAAUGAGUCUAGAGGGAGGAGCGAUGCUGUUUCAGUCACUCUGAACACUUUCCCAAUUUUCUCUGUCGAACACCAGCUCACAUCCGUACACCAGCCCUUUGAGCCCUGGCAGCUGGUGGUAAGAGGCAUGGCUAGGCGAGGAGGAGAGAGGGAGGUGAAGAGAGGAAGUCAACAACCAAACAUGACAUCGAGAUCCUUUAAACGGAUGCCCAGCGACUUAAUCCAGAAAAUUAGAAGCUGUAAUCAAGCUCCUGGUGACAAACACUGUAUCGGUGCUACAUGCUCUCAAAGAACAGGAUUAAAGGGUUCAAACAGGACUGGAGUCUGGUACCUUAGGCUCCGGUCCAACCAGUUCCUGUUUACUACUGAGACUCUCCUCCUUGCUGUUCCCUCCCUCUUUCUCCAGCUUUCUAUUCCAAAUCCAUUCAAAAUCACUGAAGGAGGGACUGCCAGCAGAUCCCAGAAUCUUCAAUGUAUUACUUUGUCAUUUAAAUAAGCAGAAGGUCUUGAUUUGAUAACAGCGUGCCAUGUACCCCCCUAGCCCCCCCUCCUGUCCUAAGAGCAGCCAUGCCCUUCCAAACCUCAGCCCAACUGUUCAGCAGCUCUCCCCUUGGAACAGCAUUUUCGAACCUGGCUAAUGUCUGCGCUCACUACCCUUCAAUUAUCUCCUGCACCGUAUUAGACAUGCUAUUUCACCUUUCCCUCUAAUCACACUGUAAUCACCAGCCUCUAUACAUUAGCAGCAACCAAGUGAAAAAUCACCGGGAUAAUCACUUGGACCAAAUGACGGGAGAGAUGGUCCCCUGCAUGCACAUGGAUGACAGAAGGAAGAUUAGAGAGAAUUAUGUUUGUGCCUACUCCCUGGCAAGGCUGCUGACAGCUGACCUGGCACCAAUAAUACCGUCAAAUUUACCCGAAGAGGCGAUGGAGGAUGUGGAAUAAAACCUUCCAUAUCAUAGCAAGCUGUUAAUAUUGCAAAGUAGACUGACAUUUUAGGCAAAACCUAAAAGAGAAAGGUGGAUAAUAAAAUGUAUGAAAUCAUUUUCUUUUGCCUUCAGCACAAGCGUUGCAACAAAAGUUGCCUAAAACUGGGUCGAACCCAACAAUUUUUGCUGGAAAUCCUCAAUUCUGUAGAAGCAGCUGCACUGAGGCCUGUGUCAUUGUGCUUUUUCUUUCAAAAUGUAAUUGUGUCUCAACCAUCUCUUCAGAUGCCGCAAUUUUUUACAAAAUAACUUGCUCCACACUUUCUUUUUCCUGCUUGUAUCCCUGCUGGGACACCUGCAAAGCACAGUAUUGUUCAACACUGAAAGAAUAUUUGUGAAGCACAGUAGUUCAGAUUCAAAAUGAUGCCCAUCAAAACGACAGCUUUUUGAAAUAAAUUGCUUUCAAAUAAAAGUAGGGUAAAAACCCAGUUAUCCUCAGCCCUUGAUCGGACAUAAAGUGGAAAUGCAGGAAGCUAUGAAUUGUAGUGAAGUGAAGUAGGUCAAAACAAAGCCAUGUUCUGCAAACCGUUUGUGCUCAUUAUUCAUGUGAAGCUGAACUUAUCGAUGGGAAAUCUAAUGUUCCAUGAACAAUGAAAUUUCCUGUGCUUGUCUCGGCCAUCUUUAGAAUACGUUCUGCGAGUGAGGCUCUGUCGGACUGAACAUAAACCUUGUCUUAUGUCAGCUGCUGUACUAGUUCCCACAGCUAAUGGCAGGUUGAGUCCCUAGUGAGCCAAAACCCAGCCUAGCCUAGUAUCCUGCUGUCUGCUUGGCUAACGGUGCAGUGUUCAUGUAGCAUCUCUGCUAUGCCAGGGCUAAAUUAGGCAAUGUGAAAUCAGCACUUCAACACUUUUAACAAGGGUGCUGUUAUUACUUUUACACCCCGGGGGAGGUUGUUACUGAAGUGACGUGCAUUAAAAACAGAAAUAGCUAUGAAACAUGCUCCGGAACUACUGAAACAAGAAAAGAUUGCUUUCAGAUCUUUCCAUUUCCCCAUUUAUUGACAAGAGCCUUUGUCUGUCUGAUCUGGUUUUGAGUCCAGGCCAUGUUUCACCUCUAAGAGCAAUGACAAAUGUCAACCCAGCAGGCACUCACCAAGCUGCUGCCAAAAUGCUAUUUGAUUUUUGUCCUCUAAUUUACAAAGAGAAAAUGUAACUUGGCAUUUUAGCCUAAAGGAAUUAGUAUGAAUUUAAUUAAUUGUGAGUGUGUAGCAUUUAGCAUGCCAGGCAAACCUACAAGGCAAUGUCAAAUAGUAUAUCCAAACCCCCAAGAGCAUAUAGUUUCUCUUCUCUGUGGUCAUAUUGCUUUUAUUAACAUCUCACAAUCAGUGAUUUAGUUUGAAGUAUAGCCAGUUCUCUUACUUUUAGCAUUAAGACCAUCUGCUUCCUGGCUACUGACGCAUGUACCCACUUCAACCCUAAAUGAGUAAUCGGGGGGUAUAUGCGCAAUAUACCCAUUUCCUCCUUUGCCACUACACCACCGCUCAUAAGGUCAGUCCUCCAGAGGAGCAUGUAUCCUUAGAGGGCUCCAGCCAAUGGUGGGCCGAGCCAAGAACUGUUAGAGCAUGUCUACAAGUCUCCAACCCCCUGGGUGCAUAACACUCACCCUAAAAUAGCAGUGAUUGUCAAGGAAAGGAAGUGAAAUGUAAUUGACUGAAAGUGGAGAGAUAAUUAAAGGAACCUGUUGGACAGGAGGGAAGAAAUUAAUGCCUCUCAUUUAAUAGCUGCUUUGGGAGAGAGCUUUUCCGUCAUCUCACUUUGAGCAGAGAGGGUUUCGCUGUGGAAAUGGGAUUUUGUAUGGAAAAAGGUGGAGGUGGAAAUAGGCACUGGGUGGUGGGGGUGCUGUGUGCUAAACUGAAACUCCACAAAAUCACUCCCAAUACUCAGGGCAUCAGGCGCUAUGAUGUCAUGAUUAGUGGAGAGGUUCAGAGCCUUGCCUUACCCCUGAUCCUGAGGGAGGUCGAGCAGAAUCGCACAUAUGAGGUCAGUGCUGUGAGAUCGCAUCCAAUUGCGGGGAGUGCUGAGCCAGCAGAAGGGCUGAUGAACCAUCCAAAUUGUGCUUUGGAUUUAUAGUAUCAUCAUCCAGUUCCGACAAGUAACAAACAAACAAACAAAAAAGAUGCCAUCUUCCACCCAACAAUGCACAGUGAAUAGCUGGAGAUGUGCCGUUAACAUCAUGGCUGACUGUAAUGAAGACAAAGACUUUUUUUAUUCCUUAAUGUAAAUAGCCUACAAAAUACAAAAACAGAGGGAGGUUGUAUAGCAGCUUGUGUUGAGAAGCCCAACUCUGUGGGACAAUGAUGUCACUAUAAAAUGUAUCCACAGCAGUGCAGGGAUCUAGGAGAGUUUUAGUUCUUUGUAAGCCCCUUAAGUUUGGGCUCUGAACAUGCAUCCUACAACCCUAAGCGUCGGACCGAGGCUUAGAGAGUAUUUGACUUAGUGUCAAACCUAAGCCACAGCCCCGAAGUGAUCCGUUAAUUAAGAUUCUGUGUACACCGACAUGUCAUGAUUUUUCUGACAGAAGAAAGAUCGCCUGUGCGGUAAUUGGAUUAGUCCAAUUGGGGCUGAUGAACAGAUAUGACAGUGACAGUAGAGUUCAUCCAUCUGCAUGCUUACCGCUUGACAGUGCGACAAGAGAAAAAAAAAGUCAUCAGCCACCACGACACUUUUUCCAAUUCUUUGGAAGUGAAAGUUUUGGCUUUACAACAUUUAAGGAUGGUAGUUUUACAAAAUGAAACUCCAGGUAACAGUUUGUUCAACACAUGUACAUAAAUCAUUUUGGAAUCAAACAUUUAAUACACAUGGUGGAACCCACGUAUACAUCGUUAGGACCGAGACUGCAGGAAGGGGAGAAACAAGACAGCAAUUAUUGUAGAACCCAGCAGAACCCCCUGCCAGCUUGACCCAAUCUGCCACAGCUCUCCUGACCACACAGCUGCGUUACUCCUGUACAUACAAUAUAGCUUAUUUUUCAAUUCUGUUGAACUUUCUUUAUAGGCCGUACAAUAGAUCAUGUUCAAACAUUUAAAAAAAAAAAUUAAAAGAAUAGUUAAUAUAUUUCAGUGAAACUAAGAGAAGGAACCUAUGAAAUAAUUUAUCAAAAACAGAAGAUGAAAUGAUGUUAUUUCUUGUAUAGUGAAGUAUGUUAAAAAAUGGGAUUUUAUACUCAUGUUGGUAAAUGGUUCUUUAUUUUCCCUCUUUUGUUUUGUUAUUAUCUGCUGAAGCUGGGAUAGACCCAUUGUCAUGAGGUUUAUUCGGAUAUACUUUGAUCAUUUUUCUUUUUCUUGUAUUUCUUUUCUUUUUUUUUUGGCCGCACAAUCCCUGUAUGAAAUCCCUUGUGGAUGGGCAAGCUCAAAGAGAUUUUUUCGCUCACUGAAAGCUCUUAAAUCAAUACGAAAAUUAACAAACUGCACUGUAAAAGGAUGAUUGAUGGUACCGGUCAUGUGGAUUCCGUAAAAUGAGUCCAUUGCACAACUGAGUUCAAAUGAAUCAGCAUUGCAUGUUUAAAAAGAAUCUCAUUUGAGGCCUUUUGUUGUUUUGAGAAAAAAAAGACAAAAAAAAGACAAAAAAAAAAAAAAAUCAAACUUUGCAGUCAGACUGGUUUUGAGACCGAUGCUGUCAUAUCUUGUCUUUAAGCCAUGGAUGGUUUCCUGUAAUGUUCUUCUUCUUGUCUAUUUCUGUCCAAUGUUAUUAUGUUUGUUUGUUCUUUCUUUUGAAGGGUUGGUGGUAAUCAUUGACAUAUCUCUGAUUUGCAUCUUCUCUGUUUUUUACCUAAGGGAAGUUUUUCCAACAGUUUGUUAUCUAAUGUGAUUUCAUCCACUGAAGACAUUGUACCAACCGUAGAUAGCGCCACGUUGCUUUACUCCAGUCAGGUUGAUUUGUUAAUGUGAGGAGGGAAUUCUGCCUUAAACCCAGCCUGUUCUCUCUGACAGUACUACCUGUGAGCAGUGGUCAGACACACUGUAUUCUGGGGAUCCUUUAUUUAACCAGUAAGGUCCCAUUGAGAUAUGAUAUCUCUUCUGCCAGGAAGGGAUGCCAAAUGUUCUAUCUUCAAAGGUAAAGACAAACACUUCGCCACAGUCAGUUUUGCCUCAAGCCCAUUCUGACACAAAUAAGGACGUGGUCAUCCACCUCCAUUUCCAUUGGUUACAAGGACCAAAAUGUAAACAAACUCAGCUAACUGAGCAGUUUGCUCCAAUCAAGCAUUCAAUGAGAGCCUUUAAAGAAUUCACAUUUAGUCAUAGGUGAUUUUGCACCAUGGAUCUUUUUGUAUCAUGAAUCAUUACAUUCCCAGCUUCACUAUCUGAUUUCAUCUUCUUUGUUUGUUCUCAUGCAAAAUUAAUUAAUCAUAAUAUAUUUGGGUAUUUAUAUUCACAAUGAAUGGAAUAACCAUUUCGUUUAUUAUUUGAAUUGAACAAACUGUUUUCUUUUUGUUUGAAACGGAGAUGUAAUUUGAAAUAGCGUUGGCGGCUCGGGUCCGUUUCCCUGAUUCGGGGUGAUAUCUCCCAUAGUGCUCCUGAACUCUGUAGUUCUCUAGUUCAUUAUAUUCUGCUUAGACUAAAAUAAAGCACAGUC